Messenger RNA from Colletotrichum graminicola M1.001, 1533 nucleotides. RefSeq names its product ThiF family protein. Gene Ontology annotation, biological process: protein sumoylation. Gene Ontology annotation, cellular component: cytoplasm; SUMO activating enzyme complex. Gene Ontology annotation, molecular function: SUMO activating enzyme activity. The record is from RefSeq and is a predicted model, not a curated record. NCBI's taxonomy places the organism in Eukaryota, Fungi, Ascomycota, Sordariomycetes, Glomerellales, Glomerellaceae. Bases 1 to 1533 code for a protein of 510 amino acids. The transcript has 2 exons.
AUGGAUGAGCAAACACAGCCUCAGGACAAGCCGGCGCAGGAGACCACCGCGCCCAGCAACGGCACCCCAGCACAGGAGACCAUCGUCCCUCACCACCCUAUGCCCAGCACCUCCAACGGUUUUGAUCCUAGCAUGCAAGCCGUGCUCAUGGAUCAGGUCCUUCCCGAAGCCCUGCAGGGGGUCAUGCCUGGAAGCAUACCUACAGGAGACCUACCCCCAAACAUGCUGCCGGACAUGUUCCAAGCGACCCAGAUGUUCAUGCCCGAGCUUCUCCAACAGGGUGGACAAAUGUAUGACAACAACGGCAUGCUUCAAGGCCUUCCUGUCGCCGCACCUCCCGCCAUGAGCGCAGAUGAGAUUGCGCUCUAUGACCGUCAGAUUCGCCUCUGGGGCAUGAAGGCCCAGGAGAAGAUCCGCAAUGCAAACGUCCUCCUCAUUACCAUGAAGGCUCUUGCGAAUGAGAUCGCCAAGAACCUCGUCCUCGCCGGCAUAGGAUCCCUCACCAUCCUCGACGGCGCUACCGUCACGGAAUCAGAUCUGGGAUCGCAAUUCUUCCUGUCCGAGGAGGAGAACCACAUCGGCCAGAACCGCGCGCAGGCUGCGGCCGCCGCCAUUCAGAAGCUCAACCCCCGUGUACAGGUCCAUGUGGAUGCUGAGGGCAUCAAAUCCAAGGGCACGAGUUACUUCUCGGCCUUUGACAUCGUCAUUGCCACCGACAUGGACCCCGACUCACUCAACAUUAUCAACACCGCCACCCGCCUUCACCAAAGGUCCUUCUACGCCGCCGGCACGCACGGUAUGUACGGCUUUAUAUUCUCCGAUCUGAUCGAGCACGACUACGUCAUCGAGAGAGAUCUCGGCAACGUCGCGACGAAGCUGGGGCCCGAGACGAGAACCCGGAGCGUUAUCGGCGUCAGCACGAAGAAGGAGGGCGGCAAGACGGUCGAGGUGGUGACGAAGCGUGAGCUCUACUCGACAUGGUAUCUCGCUAGUGACGGUGCUACCCUGCCCGAGGAGUACGCAAAGAGCGCGAGAAGGAAGAAGGCGGUCAGCCCCGUCAUCUCCUGCCUGCGGGCGCUGUGGGACUUCCAGGUCCUCAACAGCGGCCGACUGCCCAGCCAUACCAAGGAGGACCUCGGUCUCUUCACCAAGCUUGCCACGGCUAAGCACACCCAGCUGGGCCUCCCGUCCGAGACACUGCGCUCCGAGGUGCUGCGGAGCUUCCUGCAGAACAUCGGCAGCGAGAUGGCUCCGGUCACCGCCAUCCUCGGAGGCGAGCUCGCACAGGACGUCAUCAACGUCCUCGGUCAGACCCAGCAGCCCAUCCAGAACAUGGUCAUCUUUGACGGCAACAGCAUGGAGGCGUCGGUUCUCCCGCUGCACCCUGUCGGCGAGCUGGGCCGCGGCCUGCUAUCCCUCGCCGCGGCCGGCGGUCUCAUGCCCAACGGGGGAGGCAUGGUUCCCGGCGACCCUGGCAUGAUGAUGAACAUGGACGGCACGGUGGACUUUGGAAACCAGAUCCUUACACAGUAA